This is a messenger RNA of Taeniopygia guttata (zebra finch), 8242 nucleotides long. The record is from RefSeq and is a predicted model, not a curated record. NCBI's taxonomy places the organism in Eukaryota, Metazoa, Chordata, Aves, Passeriformes, Estrildidae.
CGUUGUCGCCACAAUUGUCACUCCCGGGCUUGGGGAGUGGCAACAUCCAGACCUUCUCUGGUGCAGGGCUUGUGGUGGCUGGCUCAGCUGUUCAUGUGUGUUUCUGCUGUGGGUUAGCUUUGGAUCGUGUUUUUGGCAGGGCUUGAGAGUCUUUUAAGGGCUCCCAGAAGAGCGUCUCGAACACGGCACGCUGUGUGUGCCUGAUGGGAACCUGAAAGUUGAAUGUCAUGAUAGAAGUCAUUAGAAACUCAUGCCUUGUUUUUUGUUUCCAUCAACAAGAUGGACUCGGGUUUCUGGUGUUGUGGAGCCGUUGGGAACAGUUGAAAAAGCCUAAUUUCAGCAACUUCAGCUGGAAGCUUUCGUUUAUCACAACUUCCUCCAACUCCCAGGCUCUGCCUGUGUUAGCAGUAAUAGCAAGGGUGCAAGGAUCUCAUAUCACUUUGCCAGCAUUUAAGAGUUACAACACCCCUCAUGAGUUACAGGCUGUACUUGUGCAUGUGGGAAAGCUGAAACAUGGAGGAGUUUGUUGUCUGAUGUUGUGCAGCAAACAAUCUUCAGGUUUGGGAGCAGAGCUUUGCACACUGUUGGUUUUUAAGCUUUUGCUUUAACCACUGAAUAGAUGGUUUCCCACUAGGUAGUUCCUCAGGCAAUGCUGUGAACUUGCCUUAAAGCUGAUUGGAAGUUUCCACCAAGGUUCUCAAGUCUCCCAUCAGAUGCUUUUCUCACUCUGUGGCGCCACUGUUUUACUUCCAGAAUGAGGAAUGGCUUUAAAUUUCUUUUUCUCUUAAGUUGCUUUGCCUGAACUCCUCUUUCCCUCCCUCUGGCUAUGGCUUCUGGAUGGAUUUAAGGUUCUGCUGAGCCUGAAUGAUGGUAUAUUGCUCUGAUGCUUUUCUGGAGCUGGGAGGCCCAAAAACUGCAGCCUGUUUUUAUCACCACACGUACAUUCUGCUGUCCUAUCUCUUCUCUUGCUGACAACCCCUUUCAUCAUCAGCCCUGCACACAAACAAGGUUAUCCCCAGUUCAGAUCACAUUAGUGUAGUUCUGCUUCCAUUACUUUUCACUGUGAGUCUGUUUUUUGGGAGUGUGUGUGUGUAGGGUGGGCACUGAACAAUUUAAAUCUCAAAGGAGUCUUUAUUUCAUUAAGGGAAGGGCCCAAGCCAAGGGAUUCUUUAGCCACAGUGGUUGUUUAAAGCUUGAUCCUUGUAGUUUCCACAUAACCAGAACACAUCCAUGGAAGGUGGGAAAAUCCAUGGUUCUCCAGGGACAUCUUGAUGCACAGAAGUUGCUGAUUUUUGUUAAUUAAUUGCUGCUUUUUGUCAGCACCUCUGGUAGGGAAGGGGAUGCUCUGUAGUGUCUCAGAGGCCUGAAGAGUUAGGUGUGGGCAUUUUCAUCCCUUGCCAGGGACAGUUCAUGGUACAGCUAAAUCCAUCUAAAGGUUUGUGUAAGUAAAAUUCAGAUUAAUCAGGGGCUUAGCAAUAUCUAAGAAAAGGCAUUGUCAAAGCAACAUAACUGUGUGUCUGGUAUGUAGAGUUGGAUGAACAAUGAGCUGCUGUUGAAAGAAUGAGUGAAUCAGUGCAGGCAACUGUGUGGCAGAAUGGGAGAGAUCAAUGUACAAAAUUGAAGCUGAUAAUAUGAAAAAAAUUAUUUUUAUAUUUGGUAGGGGUAGAAGUCAUACGGUGGUAAACCGAUUUAAGGAAAUUCAAAUAUUCUAAACUAGGGUUUGAGGAAGAUAAAAAGCCAGGCUCUUGAUUUUAGGGGUUGUUCAGUGCUUGGAUUGUUUUCCACACUUUUCUAAGGGGUCCUCAGUGUUUUCCUGCCUAGUUCACGACCUGAGUUUGGCCCUUGGGGGUGUGUUGAAGGAGGAACCAGAGGCAGAGCUGUGGUGCAGCCGGGUCUGUACUGAAGGCUCCUGUCCCAGGAACUGAAGGAGAGCAGAGAUGCCCGAUGGCACAGCUGAGACUCGGUCCUGUUUUACAGGAGGCUGCUGGAAGCUGUGAUGGAACAUCUGUGGGCACCAGAGCAGAGUCUGACCUGCUGCACCAAGGGGAAGCAGCUCCAGCGUGGUUCUGCUGUGUGAUGAAGUGACUGGCCCUGGGUACUGGAACUGAGCUCUGGAAAAACAAAGUGGAGCUUGGAGCAUGUGGCCUGGGGAUUGCCUUACACAGCCAGGGGUGGUAGCUAAGCAGUGAGCAGGAUGCCCCCAGGCAUUUACUGCCCUACGGAAUUCUGGUCCAAGGGGGAAAACCAAAACAUCCAGGUGGACUUUUUGCUGCCCACAGGCAUAUACUUAAACCUCUCAGUGCCCUGCAAUGCCAGCCUGGGCACCAUCAAGCAGGUGCUCUGGAAGCACGCGCAGUAUGAGCCGCUGUUCCACAUGCUCAGCGACCCCGAGGCCUACGUGUUCACCUGCAUCAACCAGACGGCCGAGCAGCAGGAGCUGGAGGACGAGCAGCGCCGCCUCUGCGACAUCCAGCCCUUCCUGCCCGUGCUGCGCCUCGUGGCUCGCGAGGGCGACCGGGCCAAGAAGGUCAUCAACUCCCAGAUCAGCCUGCUCAUCGGCAAAGGUUUGCACGAGUUUGACUCUGUGCAGGACCCGGAGGUGAGCGAUUUCCGCACCAAGAUGUGCCAGUUCUGCGAGGAGAAAGCAGCGAAGCGGCAGCAGCUCAGCUGGGCAGCGUGGAUGGAGUACAACUUCCCCCUGCAGCUGGAGCCCGUGGCCAAGGGCCUCGGUGUUGGCUCUCUGCAAAUCCCCACCAAGAAUAUUUUUGUCAACAUCAAGUUCCAGUCUGGCGGGGAGAGCUUCACCUUCCAGAUCUCCCCCUGGGAGUUCCCCAUCACCUUAAUGAGCUAUGCCAUUAAGAAACAGGCCACUGUGUUCCGCCACGAGACCGUGCAGAAGCCAGAGGACUACACCCUGCAGGUGAAUGGGAAAUGUGAAUAUCUCUAUGGGAACUACCCCCUGUACCAGUUCCAGCACAUCCGCAGCUGCCUGCAGCGGGGCCGGACCCCGCACCUGACCAUGGUGCACUCCUCUGCCAUCAUUGCCAUGAGGGACGAGCAGACCAACGGCAUCACCAGCCCCCCAAAGGCGGCCCCCAAGCCCCCCCCGCUCCCCAAGAAGAAGCCAAACUACGGCUCUCUCUGGUCCUUAGAGCAGCCUUUCUACAUCGAGCUGGUGCAAGGCAGCAAGGUCAAUGCAGAUGAGAGGAUGAAGCUGGUGGUGCAGGCAGGGCUGUUCCACGGCACUGAGAUGCUGUGCAAGACUGUGUCGAGCUCGGAGGUGAGCGUGUGCUCGGAGCCGGUGUGGAGGCAGCGCCUGGACUUCGACAUCAGCGUCUGCGACCUGCCCCGCAUGGCGCGGCUCUGCCUCGCCCUCUACGCCGUCGUCGAGAAGGCCAAGAAGGCUCGUUCCACCAAGAAGAAGUCCAAGAAAGCUGACUGUCCCAUCGCCUGGGUCAACGUGAUGCUCUUCGACUACAAGGACCAGCUGAAAACAGGGGAGUGCUGCCUGCACAUGUGGUCCUCCUUCCCAGAUGAGAAAGGGGAACUUCUGAACCCCAUGGGCACAGUGCAGUGCAACCCCAACACGGAGAGUGCAGCAGCCUUGGUCAUCUGCUUCCCCAGCGUGGCAGCACAUCCUGUGUACUACCCAUCCUUCGAGCAGCUGCUGGAGUUGGGAAGGAAUGGAGAGCAGCCCCGAGCUGCACCAGAGGAUUCUGAGGAGAAGCUGCAGCUGAGGGAGAUCCUGGAGCGGAGGAGCCACACGGAGCUGUACGAGCACGAGAAGGACCUGGUGUGGAAGAUGCGGUACGACAUCCGCGACCAGUACCCGCAGGCCCUGGCCAAGCUGCUCGUCAUCACCAAGUGGAACAAGCACGAGGAUGUUGCCCAGAUGAUUUCCCUGCUUCAGACCUGGCCAGAGCUGCCUGUCCUGAAUGCCUUGGAGCUGCUGGAUUUCAGCUUUCCUGACCGUUACGUUGGUUCCUUUGCUGUCAACUCCCUGAAGAAGCUGACGGAUGAUGAUGUGUUCCAAUACCUGCUGCAGCUUGUCCAGGUGCUCAAGUAUGAAUCCUACCUAGACUGUGAAUUAACCAAGUUCCUGCUGGAAAGGGCAUUAUCCAACCGCAAGAUCGGCCACUUCCUCUUCUGGCAUCUGAGGUCGGAGAUGCACGUGCCCGCCGUGGCCCUGAGGUUUGGGCUGAUCCUGGAAGCGUACUGCCGGGGCAGCACCCACCACAUGAAGGUGCUGAUGAAGCAGGGAGAAGCACUGAACAAGAUGAAAGCUCUGAAUGACUUUGUGAAAGUGAGUUCUCAGAAGGCCACCAAGCCUCAAACCAAGGAGAUGAUGCAUAUGUGCAUGAAGCAGGAAACCUACAGGGAAGCCCUUUCCCACCUCCAGAACCCCCUGAACCCCAACAUUAUCCUCGCUGAAGUUUGUGUGGAUCAGUGCACCUUUAUGGACUCCAAAAUGAAACCUUUGUGGAUUGUGUUUAAUAAUGAAGAGACAGGUGGAGGAGGCGUGGGUAUAAUUUUUAAAAAUGGAGAUGAUCUGCGCCAGGACAUGCUGACCCUGCAGAUGAUCCAGCUGAUGGACAUCCUGUGGAAGCAGGAGGGCCUGGACCUGAGGAUGACCCCUUAUGGCUGCCUCUCCACAGGAGACAAGACGGGGCUGAUUGAGGUGGUCAUGCACUCGGACACCAUCGCCAACAUCCAGCUCAACAAGAGCAACAUGGUGGCCACGGCUGCCUUCAACAAGGACGCUCUGCUGAACUGGCUCAAGUCCAAGAACCCGGGAGACGCCUUGGACCAAGCCAUCGAGGAGUUCACCCUGUCCUGUGCUGGGUACUGCGUGGCCACCUACGUGCUGGGCAUUGGGGACCGGCACAGCGACAACAUCAUGGUCCGGGAGACGGGGCAGCUGUUCCAUAUUGAUUUUGGUCACUUUUUGGGGAACUUCAAGACUAAAUUUGGUAUUAAUAGAGAACGAGUCCCUUUCAUCUUAACCUAUGACUUUGUGCAUGUCAUCCAGCAAGGAAAAACUAACAACAACGAGAAGUUUGAAAGGUUCAGGGGUUACUGUGAAAGGGCCUACAUGAUCCUGCGGCGCCACGGGCUCCUCUUCCUGCACCUCUUUGCACUGAUGAAGGCUGCUGGGCUGCCUGAGCUCAGCUGCUCCAAAGACAUCCAGUACCUAAAGGACUCCCUGGCCCUUGGGAAAACCGAUGAGGAGGCACUGAAGCACUUCAGAGUGAAGUUCAAUGAAGCCCUGCGGGAGAGCUGGAAAACCAAAGUGAACUGGCUGGCACACAACGUAUCCAAAGACAACAGGCAGUAGAGGCAGGAGCUGCCCUGCCCAGGAGCAUGGACAGCCCCAGCACUGACAGACAGGUGCCUAAAGACUGAACAGUGGUGCAGUGUGGAAGAUCCCCCACCUCUGAUUCCCAGAGAUCGGACGUUGCUGCAUGACUGAAAAACUGUUGGCCUGUCCUCAGCCCAUCACUGUGGCUGCUGUACAUCUUUGGGGGACAAGGGAGAGACGUGAGGCAAUAAAACUACUGCAUACAGUAAAGGUAGGUAGAGGUACUGUACUCUUGAGAACUCCUUGAACUUCAAAUAAUACAUGUUUCAAUGGAAGAGCUGAGGCAGUUGUAACAGCCCUUCUGUGUGCUAAUGUCUGUAUUUCUAUUUUCUUGAAAAUUUAGCUGAGCAGAGAUUCCCCCAAUGCCUGUAGCCUAUCUUCUAGAACACCACUAUUGCAGCUUAGAGGCAUUAACUUCAGCAUGUGGUCACUCCUGCCCUGUCUCAGUGUCCACAAAGGUGGGUCAGCUCAAAGCACACCAAAGCUGACUUGGACAAGUGGUUUUACUCUGCCUUGAGACAGGAUAAAAACAUCCUCGCUGUUGUAUUGCUUUCUGUCUGCUCCAGAGGCCAAAGUGUUCUGAAACUGAGCUGGAACUCAGCCACUGCUGUCUAGAAAUGAUGGCACAAAAGCAGCUUUGAGGUGGACACUGGAUCAGGUACUUUGCUUUCCAAAGUUAGGCUUUAGUUGAGCCUCGAGUAACUCCUGCAUUUCUGCAUUUAUUUUGGUUUCAAACCUGAAAACGCUAAGAUUGCAUUUUCACAUUAAGGUACUAACUGCUUUUCAUAAAAGAUGUUAAGCUGUGAGGUCUGUUCUGUUUGGAUCUAUUCAUACAAACCCUGUUGCCUCUCAAGCACCUGUUGGUAGAAGCAGCAGUUCUGGCACAGAAGACACCUCAUUUCAAUUUAAUCUAACCCUGGGAGAGCCCCUUUUCCUCCACCUUCAGAUGAUACUGUGACUGAAGCACUCAGGCUCUAACAGCUGCUUUGGCACUAGAGGGAAAUACUGCAGGAUUUAGAGCUCUGUGCAGGCUGAUCAGUGAGUCCUGUGCCUCUGCUCCAUUUUAGAGAGUAAAUAUUGCUAUUUCCUUGCUUAUUAAACUAAUUUACAGAGCAAAAAGUAUGCAAAAAAACCUAAAAAAAACCUCUUGGGCCCUGCGCAAGGUGAGAUGCACUGAAACCACAGCCCCGAUCAGGUUCUUGUGGAAGGGAAGACACUACAGUUCCAGAGCUGCAGAAGCAAUUCUCUUGCAGUGCCAGAGCCUGGUGGUCAGGGUGCUGCAGCACUGGCCCCCUGCUCUCCUCAGUCCCUCCCAGCUCUCCCAACAAAGGCCCGGCCCUCGCACAUUUCAGAUAGUGGCUCCUGUCCUGCCCCUCACUUUGACAAGUGCAAUAAAAGGUGUAUCAGUAUCAGCUGCAAGAACUGAGCACAGAUUUACAGAGCUUGCUUAGUCUGAAAAACUUGACUUACCUAGGAGCAGUAAAAAUUCAGUGAGUCAGUGUGUGGACCUUCUUCCUUGUACACCCUGGGAGAGUAUCUUGGAUAAAUCUGACAGCUCUGUUGGGUCAGCAAAGAGCCUUUGACUCCAAAUUCACAAAGCAGCAGCUCACCUGAUGGUUCAGCAAGCUGAACUGUACUAAAGAUUGAAACUUAAAUAAUUUUCAAAAAUGUUCCAUUUCAUUACAAGUAGCUUGUCAUUUUUAUAAAUAUGCUCAGAAUGAUAGACCUAUUUCUAUUUAUUUAGAGAUGUUUCUGUCAUUAUUUUUUUUUAACUCUGUACAAACUGAUUGUGCUUAUUCUGUUGCCUUUGAAAAAGAAGUAUUUUUUUAAGCCAAACCGUGGUUCUGCAAGAAGAGAAUGUUUACAUGUUUAGCUUUUCAGUUGCAUUAGGUACAUGUUUUGUAAAUAAGAAAUAAAAUAUAUUGACAAAUUGUACACAAAUGCUGCCAAGUCCUUCUGUGCUUGAGAGCAAUGACCACUAAACUCUCCUACUCCCCCAGCAGAGGCAAAUUAACACAGUUUAUAUAAGUGGAUUCUAUUUUGUUUCACUCAGGAAAAUAAAAAAAGCAAACAACCUUUAGAACCAGAAAUUUAUUGUAGCUUAUAGACUUUCCAAACUGACCUGUUACCAAUAUACACAUCUGAAAAGUUAUACCCACAGUGGCUACAAACUGCAUCAGGACAUUACAACCCCUCAGUAUUACCAUUAAGUCAUGAUCAGUUUUGGUCUAAAAUACAGCAGCUACAGCAACAGUAUAUGGAAGGAUAAGUCUUCUACACAUUAACACAGGACAACUGUCAGACAUAAGUUAAAAGUUUCCCAGUUUACUUAAAACUAGCAGUUAAUUACCACAUAAGUAGUCAAAACCAUUUUCCCAUUUUAGAAAUCUAAAAUUUUACAUUAAAAAAAAACAAAACCAAAAAACAACCCCAAAAAACAGUAAGCUCUGGUGUGGGUUCUUUCCCUGCUGCCAGGUCCAUCUCUGUGUAAAGGCACUCCUCAGUGGGUUCCCCCAGGGCAAAGCCCCAUCAAUCCCGUAGGUGAGAGCAGGGCUGCCCUGGAAAUCCAGCUGUACAAACACGUGCUCAGCCCUGACCCUUUAUCCCUCUGGUGCUCAGCAGCCUCUGUGCCCCUCUCUGGCCCUUCCCAGUGCUCCUGGCCCUGGCCUGGCCUGGCUGUGGCACGCUGGGCUCUGCACCCACACCAGGAGCAAACGCUGGCGCUUGGCUUACCGUGCUCAGGAGGGAAUGCAGUCCCAGGCUCCUGCUACAGGCAGAACAAGUUACGCUUUAAUCCACUCCACAGAGAUCGAGCAGAAAUUCAUUAUUCACGACUCUGCAUCAGACCAAAUAAAGUUAAACAACCCUGCCUGACAGGAAAAA